Hypomesus transpacificus is the source of this 2395-nucleotide messenger RNA. It is a transcript of the gene srm, whose product is annotated as spermidine synthase. The transcript is spliced from 8 exons. NCBI's taxonomy places the organism in Eukaryota, Metazoa, Chordata, Actinopteri, Osmeriformes, Osmeridae. Gene Ontology annotation, molecular function: spermidine synthase activity. Gene Ontology annotation, cellular component: cytosol. Bases 178 to 1047 code for a protein of 289 amino acids. Gene Ontology annotation, biological process: spermidine biosynthetic process. The record is from RefSeq and is a predicted model, not a curated record.
CAGUCGAGUUAGGUUGAAAGAAAGAAGACGCUCAACGUGUCUGUAGUCACCAUCAAGCCCUCGCAUCAGCUAGCCAGCUGUGUUGCUGCCAGUCAGCUAGCUAGCUAAUGCAACUUCUGAAAUUAUCUGUGUUUUUAAUGAUAUAAUACUGUUACAUACAUUUGUCACUCCUCGGUAAUGGACAGCAUUAAAGAUGGAUGGUUCACUGAAACGUGCACGCUAUGGCCGGGGCAAGCGAUGAGUCUCGAAGUGGAAGAGGUGCUCUACCACAAAAAAUCUCAAUUUCAAGAUGUCAUGGUUUUCAAGAGUAAGACCUAUGGCAAUGUCCUCGUACUUGAUGGGAUUAUUCAAUGUACAGAGAGAGACGAGUUUGCCUACCAGGAAAUGAUUGCCAACCUACCACUCUGUAGCCACCCAUGUCCAAAGAAGGUACUGAUUAUCGGUGGAGGUGAUGGUGGAGUUCUGAGAGAAGUGGUUAAACACACCCAGGUGGAGUCAGUGAUUCAAUGUGAGAUAGAUGAGGAUGUCAUCAACGUUUCUAAGAAGUACCUUCCAGGCAUGGCGAAGGGUUUCUUCAGUCCUAAACUCACGCUGAACGUCGGUGACGGCUUUGAGUUCAUGAAGCAGAACCAGGAUGCUUUUGAUGUCAUUAUAACUGACUCUUCUGAUCCUGUUGGGCCUGCAGAAAGUUUGUUCAAAGAGUCGUACUAUCAACUGAUGAAGACAGCCUUGCGGGACGGUGGAAUUCUUUGCUGCCAAGGAGAGUGUCAAUGGCUCCAUUUGGAGCUGCUAAAAGAGAUGAGGACCUUCUGCAGGACCCUAUUCCCCAUGGUGGACUAUGCCUACUGCACCAUUCCCACCUACCCCAGCGGGCAGAUUGGCUUCAUGCUGUGCAGUAAAAACGCUGAAACUAAUUUCCGAGAACCUGCCAGAACACUGCCACAGGACGAGGUAGAGAGCAUGAGCCUUAGAUACUACAACCCAGAGAUCCACAAAGCAUCCUUCAUCCUCCCAGAGUUCGCUAGGAAGGUACUGAGUGACGCGUGAGUCGACUGCGGAAGAACUGCUGCUUCUUGACCCGGCCCUCCCUCUGGCAACAGAAGCAACCAACACCUCACUCCACAGUGGCCUCUCCUGAACACUGACGACACCUUCUGGCUCCGUGGUGAGGGAGGAGGAGGAGGAGGGGACCGUGUGAAGACUAGGGGGUGGUGGGCCCUGGGUGGGGAACACUGGGCCUCCUUAGACACAGUAUUAUUCCUUCCAGCGCUUCCCUCCAGUCUUAUUCACUUUGUGUAUUUAUUUGUUUUUUUGGGGGGGGUUGGGAGGGAUUAACUGUUGUUUUAUUACAUGUUUCCUCCACUUAUCUUGCAUCUUGUGGAUACCAGCAAGGUGUUGUGGGAGUGGAGGGCCAAUCAAAUAUUAUUACAUUGGGAUAUAGGUUUUACUAACACAUCAUUAUUAUUAGUAAUGAUAAUAUGUUUAUUAUUAAGGGUAGGACCUGCUCAUAAUGGUACAAGAUUACCUCAACCUAACAUGUAAGAAUCUUUGCUUUCUGAUUAGUUUUCUCUACUCUUCAUCCUGGCUCGAGGGGUGAGAUCUCAUCAUCCGUCUCACACCUGUACAUCAGAACGAAACAUUUGAAAACAAACCCGAUAGUGCCUCAGAAAAGGUUAUUUUGUCCUUUUCUGAAACAUGCGUGGAGGUGUAUUCUAGCCUGGCUGGCUGGCAGACUCAAAUGUUUUAAAAUUGAAAUGAUUAAGUAUUAAGUACAAUAACAUAAACCCAAAGAGCGCCUCCUUCUUCAACUUUUGGUUUGCUUCCUCUAUGUCAGAUUACUGACUUGGAAUGAUUGCGUUAUGUAGAUUAAUGAAUUAUUAGAUAUACUGCACAUUUAAACUGGUUGGACACGACACAUUUAUUUCACAAUCCGGUAAUAGUUUGGUAUUGAUCCUGUAAACAAUUGCUGUUACUUUUUAGAAACGGUUGUAGUAUGGGUGUUAUGACAAAGGAAUUGUCACCAAGUAAUUGCUAAUGAAUUAAUUAUGCAUUAAUACUUGUAAUAGUAGGGUUGGGAAAUAAAUGGGUAGGUUGGCACUUUUUUAUUAAUUUCUGAAAGGCCAACCUUGUAUUCGAAAACGGUACUCCAGUUGUUGAGGUAGCAUAGAGACCCCCUCCCCUUUCCCUGGUUUUAUUAUUUUUUAAACAAUGCCUUUAUUUUCAGGACAUUUGUUAAAAAUAUAGCUGUUGUAAACUACUGCCUGUAUGGAUUUCCUUUGGGUAUGUAUCACUUCUUCAUGCACAUUUAAUCUUGUCAAGAGAAAUGGUGUUCAACAUGGGCAAUGAGAUCAUGUUUUUAUAAGAAUUAUGAGGUAUAAUAAAUCUGUUAACUGAA